This is a messenger RNA of Kickxella alabastrina, 1401 nucleotides long. Its product is annotated as S-adenosyl-L-methionine-dependent methyltransferase. The record is from RefSeq and is a predicted model, not a curated record. The transcript has 4 exons. Gene Ontology annotation, molecular function: protein-arginine omega-N symmetric methyltransferase activity. Gene Ontology annotation, cellular component: mitochondrion. Gene Ontology annotation, biological process: mitochondrial respiratory chain complex I assembly. The coding region runs from base 1 to 1335 and encodes 444 amino acids. Lineage: Eukaryota; Fungi; Kickxellomycota; Kickxellomycetes; Kickxellales; Kickxellaceae.
AUGCUGCCACAACAGAACCAGCGCGCGGCAAAGGCAACCGCAUCUGCUUCAGCCUCAUCCUCAUACUCGGCCAUCUACAGGUACAGCACGCAGAUAUUUCGGCCCGACGGCAGCUCAAUCAAGGUCAAGGAAGAGCUGGCACCACUGACAAAGCAUAUCCGCAACACAAUCCUAUCCACAGGACCCAUCUCCAUAGCCAAAUACAUGCAGACCGCGCUGAUCAUAUUCGGCCGUUCCGGCGAUUUUGUCACAUCGCCGGAGAUCAGCCAGAUGUUUGGCGAGAUCAUGGCAGUCUGGUACGUUUUGCAUUGGGAGAUGCUGGGCCGGCCAGAAAAGACCUCCUUUAUGGAGCUCGGUCCUGGCCGCGGCACCCUGAUGGCCGACAUGCUCCGGGCCGCUAAGCGGUUCCCAGCCUUUGCGGCGAGUAUCCGCGCAGUGCACUUUAUUGAGCGCAGUCCGGAGCUGCGCAAAAUGCAGCAUGAGAAACUGGGCUGCAGCUGGGACGCUGACGGGCUGACCGUCCGGUGGUACGACCUGAUGGAGGAAGUUGAGGGCGGCAGCGAUUGCGUGCCGAUGGUCAUGGCGCACGAGUUUUUCGACGCCCUGCCAGUGUACAAAUUUGAGAAGGGCGCGGGCGAUCAGUGGAGCGAGAUCCUCGUUGACGUCGCUGACUCGGACGCUGCGCCGAUGGCGGCCGCUGCAAACGCAGGCAAAGUGGACGCGAACCAGCUGGCAACGCACUUCAAGUACGUGCGCUCGCGCAGCGUCACCGCUAAUGCGGCACUGGCCCUGAACAACCCCAAGUUCUCGUCCAUGUUCAAUAAGGGCGACCAUGUGGAGGUUUCGCCAGAGUCCGCGCGCGUGAUGACGCAGCUGGCCGACUGGAUCUCGGCAAACAACGGCAUGGGCCUGAUUAUUGAUUACGGCCAGGACUGGACCCAGGGUGAUACGUUCCGUGGGAUUAGAAGCCACAAGUUCGCUAAUCCACUGAGCUCCCCCGGAUUAAUGGAUCUAACCGCCGACGUAGACUUUAGCUACCUCCGGUAUGCUGCCAAGGGCAGGGCCCAGUGCCACGGCCCGGUGGAGCAGGGUGCGUUCCUGCAUGCUAUGGGCAUCCAGGCGAGGCUGCAGCAGCUGCUAAAGAGCACGAGCGAUGAGAACGUGCAGAAAAACCUCGUUGAUUGUUAUACGCGCCUGACUGAUGUGCAGAGCAUGGGCAGGAUCUACAAGGUUCUGGCCGUUUUGCCCAAAUCGUCGCAGGCCGUGCCCAUUCCGUUUGCGUCGCCGUCAAGGGAGGCGCUAAACACGCCCAAGGUCGAGAAGAUUGUCAGAUAAUUAGACGCGUUUAUUUAUUUUUUGGCGAAUAAAUAGCCUUAAUAAAAUAACAUGAGCAAAGGAAAA